AUGAGACACCGCCUAGAUGACUAUUGGACACAUAUCCACCCUAUCCAGCUCGCUCUGCUUGGAAUUUGUCUCUCCUGGCGAGAGAUCGGACUCGGGCUCCAUGCCGAUGUAGUCGCCGCGAACAACCCUUUGCUGCUUUUCGAAAACGGAAAACGCCAAUAUAUCGCCAUCUUCUUCUUUGACAGCUCCAUAUCUUUCCCCAAGCUGUCGGCCAUCUGCUUCUACGCGCGCAUCUUUCCCUCCCACAACAAAGCCUUCCGGUACAACCUCUGGUUCGCCGGCAUUCUGGUCACCGCCUGGACCAUCUCAUCCAUCGUUUCGACAAUCUUCCAAUGCACGCCCAUCCCAAAGGCCUGGAACCCGACUUUACCCGGGCACUGCGUCGACGACUUCCCCUGGUACCUGUCCACGGCUGUCCUCUCCACCGCCGUCGACUUUUACAUCCUGCUGCUCCCGGUCCCCAUGAUAUGGGGGCUGAAAACCUCGCUGAGGCGGCGCUUGUACCUGCUAGGCGCCUUCUUCCUGACCUACUCGGUCAUCGUGAUCUCGCUCGGCAGAAUGGUGUCGACGAUCGAGCUCAUCCCGACGGUCCAAAAGGACCUGACGUGGCGGUUACCGCAGUACCUCUACUGGGCGGUCAUCGAGGGGUCAAUCUCCAUCGUCAGCAUCAGCGCGCCUAACAUCAUCGCGCUGGUCAAGGCGCUCGCGAGCCCGACGACCAAGCGCCCGCGCAUCGGCGACAAGGGCAGCGAUAACAGCUACGACUCGAAAUUCGCCGCGCGGUCCGGCAACAACGGCUCCGGGGCCGUGCCGGGGCGGCCCGUGCACACCUACGACGACGGCGGAUACAGCCAGACCUACUUUACGGUGCAUCUGUACCUGAAUAAUUUGCAACGAGAAGUUGGGGACGAGGCAGAGCUGCGUGGAGACGCGACUUCGUUUCUCUCCAGGGAUGGCAAGCGCAAGAUGGAUAUAGACCCGAAGGCGGGCCGGGUGCUCAUCUUCCAGCAUUCCCGGCUUAGACACUCGGGUGACGACGUCACGGCCGGUAUCAAGUAUACUGUCAGGAUGGACAUCAUGUAUCGGUUACGUGAGGAUCGAUGA
Anthostomella pinea is the source of this 1104-nucleotide messenger RNA. NCBI's taxonomy places the organism in Eukaryota, Fungi, Ascomycota, Sordariomycetes, Xylariales, Xylariaceae. The record is from the annotation of a GenBank genome assembly.